Ostreococcus lucimarinus CCE9901 is the source of this 1048-nucleotide messenger RNA. RefSeq lists its product with no specific name. The coding region runs from base 10 to 1032 and encodes 340 amino acids. Gene Ontology annotation, biological process: D-xylose metabolic process. Gene Ontology annotation, cellular component: cytoplasm. The transcript has a single exon. Gene Ontology annotation, molecular function: UDP-glucuronate decarboxylase activity; NAD+ binding. Lineage: Eukaryota; Viridiplantae; Chlorophyta; Mamiellophyceae; Mamiellales; Bathycoccaceae. The record is from RefSeq and is a predicted model, not a curated record.
CUGCGUUCGAUGCCUUCGCCACCUCCGACCGUGCCCAAGGCGCGCCCGCGUUGCGGUGAACCCCGCCGCGUGCUCGUCACCGGUGGUGCCGGCUUCGUCGGGUCGCACCUCGUCGACGCGCUGUUGAAACGCGGCGACGAAGUCAUCGUCAUGGACAACUUUUUCACCGGCUCGCAGCGCAACUUGGAGCACUUGAAGGGGAAUCCAAAGUUUGAAAUCAUCCGACACGACAUCGUGACGCCGUUCUUGGUGGAGAUCGACGAAGUGUAUCACUUGGCGUGCCCGGCGUCGCCGAUUCAUUACAAAUUCAAUCCGGUGAAGACGAUCAAAACCAACGUCUUGGGGACUAUGAACGCGCUCGGGCUCGCGAAGCGGUGCAAGGCGAAAUUCUUGCUCACGAGCACGUCUGAGGUGUACGGCGAUCCGCUCGAGCACCCGCAGACGGAAUCGUACUGGGGCAACGUCAAUCCGAUCGGCGAACGCGCGUGUUACGAUGAGGGCAAACGGUGCGCUGAAACGUUGGCGUUCGAUUACCAUCGCGAGCACGGUUUGGAAAUUCGAGUGGCGAGAAUUUUCAACACGUACGGACCGCGCAUGGCGAUGGAUGACGGGCGCGUGGUGUCCAACUUCGUCGCGCAAGCGCUGGAGGGCAAACCUAUGACAAUCUACGGUGAUGGCACGCAGACGCGCUCGUUUCAAUACGUCUCUGACCUAGUCGCCGGACUCAUCGCGUUGAUGGACAACGACUCGGGCUUCGUCGGUCCGGUGAAUCUCGGUAACCCCGGUGAAUUCACGAUGCUCGAACUCGCGGAGAAGGUGCGCGAAGUCGUGAACCCGAACGCGGAAAUCGUGUUCUGCGAGAACACCUCGGACGAUCCGAGUCGGCGCAAGCCAGACAUUUCGCUCGCGAAGGAAAAAUUAGGCGGUUGGGAACCGAAGGUGAAGCUCGAGGACGGGCUCAAGCUCAUGGUGGAAGAUUUCCGGGAGAGAAUCGAAGAUAAGCGGGCGCGAGACGCGGCGGGAGGACGAUGAGCGCCGUACUUCUUAG